AUGAAGUACGCCAAGGAGUUUCAACACAUCCUCGACGCUUCCGAUUUCCCCGAUGACUGGAAGACGAGUGCGAUCGAGUACCGCAAGCUCAAGAAGCUCAUCAAGAAUGUACAGGCUGAGCUUGAAGGCAUGGGUCUGUCCCCCGCAGUUCUGCGGCAACUCCUCGUGACGGACUCGGGCCCAGGUCCUUCAAGGAGUAGCACAGCGGCGUCGGACCCAACUUCUGAGGCUGAGGCUGAGCUAUUCGAGUUCGAGUUCGACCCCGAUGGGCCCUCGAGUCCUAAGGAGGUUCAGCUCGACCCAGUGUUCGACAGCGACGACGAGGAGACGCCAGUGCCAACCCGCUUCCGGGUACGCGUGCUCUCGGACAGCGAAGGGCCCGGGAGCUUCGGUACCAGCCCGGCCCCAAUCAGUGUCGCGGAUCUCAUGAUGCGGGGUGGGCGGGGGCGAUCGUCGUCGUCGUCGCCCAUGCCCAUGUCCAUGUCAUCUUCGCGCAUGGAGAGUCCGUCGGGCGUUGGACGUGUUGUCAAGGCCGAAGGCGUGACGGCGCAAUACCUGUUUACGGGAGACGAGAGCAGUCCCGUCCCUCAGAUCCGGUUAAGCGUCUUCCCCGAGUCACUUCCGACCGAGUCACCUCUGAACAGCAGAUCAACGAGCGAGCUAUCGAGUUCCACACAUCAUAGCGACACAGACCCGACUGAAGAGACGGACACGGGGAGCGAUAUCCUCGAGAUCCCACAUGAACCGGAAAUGCCACUUUCACCGGCGCUGCUCAAGAUGCGUACGGCCAUGUCGCCAAUCUGGGCUCUCGCCAGCACCACCCAGGCUGGGCACGGUAUGGUCGAGCUGAACAUUGGCGAGGCGGCGGCACCUCAGCGGCGAGCCAAUCUCCAAAUUGACCUGGACGCCACGCCGACAUUGCCUCCGUUCAGCGACGCGCCUUCACCGGCCGUAGCGGAUAUCGGCGACUCGGCCCUCAGCUCGUCUCCUCCAAACGCCGUCGGGUUCGGGACGUCGCCCGAGCCACGCGAGUUCAUCAUCCCCCUGCAGUCGGACAUGGCGUUCUUCAACGUCCUCACAGCUGCACUUACGAGUCUCUCGCGGUUCCACGCAGCGCAACAGGAACAGUUCCACGCCGACGUCGAGGCGCUCUGCAAGUCCAUCAGCGACAGUAUCACGCCAGGCGACACGGUGACUGUCCUUCCAACACCGCUGAAUUCCGGACCGGGAGCAGUGGCAAAGUACAAGUACAAGAGCGUGACGCCGAGCCAGAAGGACCUGUAUGCGUGGCGUGACAUUUUUGCACUCUGGGUCGAGGCCGAGAUAUUUGAAAGCUCUAGCGAACGGACACGCGGCGAGCGGACGAUAGAAGAAGCCGAGCGCCGUUUGCACGCCUUUGCAGCCGAGGUUGUGCGUCGCGGCCUCGGCGACCGACGCACGAUUCGGGGCAAGAGGACGCGCAAGGCAUGGGAAGACUUUCUCAAGCUCAACGUCCGGCUACUUGAUCUCAAGCGGUUCCAGCUGGCCAACAUUAACGCCGCGCGCAAGAUUCUCAAGAAACACGACAAGCGCACGGCACUCACGGCGAGUACGGGGCUCGCGUCGUUUGUUCGCAGUACACUCGCCAUGCACGUCGACCAGGAUGGCAAUGUCAGCACGUGGACGUUUUACAACACGUCUCUGCCGCAUGUCCUGCUCGCCCGGAUGACGGAUACGCUGCUCCCGAUCCUGCCGUCACUCGACGACUUUGCAUGCCUCAUCUGCAUGUCGAUUGCGUUCAAGCCUAUUCGCCUGACAUGCGGACAUUUAUUCUGCGUUCGCUGCCUCGUCAAGAUGCAGCAGCGGGGCAACGACAGCUGCCCGCUAUGCCGCAAGAACACUGUUCUCCUGGCCGACCGCGCCUGUCUCGACGUCACGCUGAUGAACUUUAUGAAGGAUUGGUUUCCGCGCGAGGUGCGUGCCAAGCAACUGGAGAGCACGGCCGAAAUCGCGCGAGAGAGCAUUGAAGACGCGGCGGGCGUGCGCCCCACCGAACGAGAUAGAUGUGUGGUCAUGUAG
Cutaneotrichosporon cavernicola is the source of this 2058-nucleotide messenger RNA. RefSeq lists its product as uncharacterized. The record is from RefSeq and is a predicted model, not a curated record. Bases 1 to 2058 code for a protein of 685 amino acids. Lineage: Eukaryota; Fungi; Basidiomycota; Tremellomycetes; Trichosporonales; Trichosporonaceae. Gene Ontology annotation, molecular function: metal ion binding. The transcript has 3 exons.